This is a messenger RNA of Aspergillus ruber CBS 135680, 1557 nucleotides long. RefSeq names its product putative copper-activated transcription factor GRISEA (gene mac1). The record is from RefSeq and is a predicted model, not a curated record. Gene Ontology annotation, cellular component: nucleus. The coding region runs from base 1 to 1557 and encodes 518 amino acids. Gene Ontology annotation, biological process: positive regulation of transcription by RNA polymerase II; intracellular iron ion homeostasis; intracellular copper ion homeostasis. Lineage: Eukaryota; Fungi; Ascomycota; Eurotiomycetes; Eurotiales; Aspergillaceae. Gene Ontology annotation, molecular function: copper ion binding; DNA-binding transcription factor activity, RNA polymerase II-specific; RNA polymerase II cis-regulatory region sequence-specific DNA binding. The transcript is spliced from 3 exons.
AUGCCGCUCGACGAAGAGGGCGCAAAGUGGUCCUGUGAACCAUGUAUCCGGGGCCAUCGAUCGUCAAAAUGCCAGCAUUUCGAUCGACUGAUGAUGAAAGUCCCGAAGGCUGGACGCCCGUUGGCCAAAUGCCCCCAUCCCAAAGGAACAUGCAGUUGUAAGAAGACAUAUGCAGUGAUGGUUCGCAUUCCAAAAGGAUCAACCUGCAUGUGUCGACCGUUGUACGAGGUGCCUAUUAAAGAUGAAACCGAUCAAGCGUCUACCCGUUCGACGACAACGCCAAUCACGAUCGCCCCGGCUAUUACUCCAAGCCCGGCUGCGCCAACUCCUCCGCCCGCUGUAGGAAAGAUCCAGAAAGCUGGAAGAAGGCAGAGCAACCUUCAGGCGGCACCUGAAAACAUUGCUAGAGCGUUGGAAUCCAUUGCCAAAGCGGAAAACCAGCGUUCUGAUAACGGUGCACCCAGUGAUUUGCCUUUGUAUACGCCGCAGAACCAAAGCGUUCCGGUCUCUUACGGUCCCUUGGGCCAACAACAGCCAAAUGUGACCCAGGACCAAGCCUAUGACAUUAGCAGAGUCACAGCCUCUGAGAGUAAAAGUUGCUGCUCAGGCAAAGCGGCCACUAUACCAACUCAACCGCCACCUGAGAAGCUAUCUCAACAAGGUUCUUGUUGUGGAAAGCAAGAACCGAAAGUAGAACAACACGGCACAUUCAAACCUGGACCAGAAGAAAACGGCACCGACCAUAAUGCAACAUCAAACGGUUCAACAGCAAAUGACUUACCUUACCCUCCCUUCCCUGCACCAACAUGGCAGGAUUUCCAUGCCCCUGGCCACAAUAUUUUGGUUCAACCCUUUCCGGUGCAUCAGCCACAAACUCAAGCACCCGCUUAUUUUCCACCUCCAUACGCGACAGCGUCGGGCUAUCCGUACCAAAACAUGCCACACAACGUUGGAUUCACACCAAUGGUCAUGCCGGCUUUUUCGUCGACACAACCUCAGAGCAUUCCGCAUACAUCGCCCACUGCUGAUUGCUCGGAGCACAUAUGUCAUUGCGGUGAUGGUUGCCAGUGCCUGGGGUGCGCCUCUCAUCCAUUCAACAAUACGACAAGACAACAUGUUCAAGAAAUGGGUCUUAUAGUAGGCAUCAAUGGUGAAGAACAAAACCGACACACUCCAUAUUCCACGAAUGCCGCCCCAACGCCGUUAGACUAUUCCGUUACCGCCAUGAACCAUUACUCAGGACAGACUCAUUCCCACCAGAUGGGCGGGGGCUACUCGCCUCACCUUGGCUAUGCACCAGAUCAUUUCAUGGAACCCUCCCAGUACUAUACACUGGAGUACCCUGUGGGAUUGCCAAGUUCCUGCUCCGAUGUGACUGGUAGUUGCCAAUGCGGGAAUGACUGCAGCUGCGUUGGCUGUCUUACGCACAGCGGUCACAAUGGUUUUACCUUCCAGCCGGUUCCAACAGAAAGUGUUGGCUUCCACGCCAGCCCACCGGCUCAGCAGUCGAGCCCCAAAUUGUCGAGAGAUCCCUCUGCUCCUUCGCCUAGUCUGUAG